Molecule: messenger RNA, 615 nt
Organism: Myxozyma melibiosi
Lineage: Eukaryota; Fungi; Ascomycota; Lipomycetes; Lipomycetales; Lipomycetaceae
Product: transcription factor S-II, central domain-containing protein
Exons: 2
Coding region: 1-615 (204 amino acids)
Biological process (GO): DNA-templated transcription
Source: RefSeq, a predicted model, not a curated record
AUGUCAGUCAUGGCACACCGUCCCCGACGCCCGGCGAUGAGCAAACGGCGGUCGUCCCGCGUGACUGUCGCGGCACCCGCAGCGCCGUCGCGGGAAACGGAGGAGAACACGCGAGCAAAGACAACAGAAGUGCUCGCAGCAGCCCUGCGAGAGUCCGAGAAGGCGGUUGGUAUCGACGUCGAUGAGAUGGCGAAGGAGAUCGAGCAGGAGAUUUACAAGACCUGCGGCGCCAACAUCGGCACGGGCUACAAGAUCUCGAUGCGCGCGCACCUGAUGACGCUCAAGAACAAGAAGAACGACCUGCGCGAGCGCAUGCUGGCUGGCGAGGUCAAGCCUGCCGAGUUUGCGCACAUGUCGUCGCAGGAGAUGACCUCGCGCGAGCAAAAAGCGCAGGACGAGAAACUGCAGGAGAAGAAUUUGCAGAUGGCGAUCUUGCAUCCUGAAGAUGGACCGGCGACUAUCCUCGAGAUCAAGGCCAAGGACGGCCGCGAUAGGGAGAAGUGGGGGGUCGGUUCUAGUGCUGCUGCUAUUGAUUAUUUUGAGUCGUUUGAUCAUGACGACGAGAACGAGGAGGAGGGGCAGCAGGAGAACGAAAGCGAAGCUGUUGAUCAGUGA